Acanthosepion pharaonis is the source of this 1473-nucleotide messenger RNA. NCBI's taxonomy places the organism in Eukaryota, Metazoa, Mollusca, Cephalopoda, Sepiida, Sepiidae. The record is from the annotation of a GenBank genome assembly.
AUGGGGGGCUCCUACAGUACAGAGGUGCCUGGCGGAGGAACAGAAGGAUAUCACGUUUUGAGGGUUCAAGAUGGUUCUCCAGGCUUCAAAGCAGGAUUGGAAGCAUUUUUUGACUUUAUUGUCGCUAUUGACAGUACUAGGCUUAACCAGGAUAAUGACACACUGAAAGAGUUACUCAAGAACAAUGUAGAGAAGCCUGUGAAAAUGACUGUUUAUAGUAGUAAGAGUCAAUCUGUUCGUGAAGUGACCAUUACACCAAGCCACAAAUGGGGAGGGCAAGGCUUGCUUGGAGUCAGUAUACGAUUCUGCUCAUUUGAAGGUGCUAAUGAAAAUGUAUGGCACAUUCUGGAGGUUCAUCCCAAUUCCCCAGCUGACCUGGCCAGCCUCAGGUCUAAUACAGAUUAUAUCAUUGGAGCUGACUCUGUUUUACAUGAGUCUGAAGAUUUGUUCUCUUUGAUUGAAUCCCAUGAAGGCAAACCUUUGAAGCUAUAUGUCUACAAUACAGAAACUGACAGCUGCCGAGAAGUAACUAUCACUCCAAAUAAUGAGUGGGGAGGAGAAGGAAGUCUUGGAUGUGGCAUUGGUUUUGGUUAUUUGCACAGAAUACCAAAACGUCAAUUCCCUACAGAGAAGAAUGAAACAUCUAUAAUCCCAGCAGCAGCUGCAGCAAUUACAACUACUACUACUAAAAAUGCAGAUGGUUUUUCAGAAGUUUCUUUGACUUCAACAACUCCAAGUUUGACUGAAGGAAUUGCAAACAUGUCAUUAAAUACAGGUGUGCCUACAAUACCUGUUCUAAAUAAUCCAGCUGAUGCAGUGGCUGGAGCUGCCAGUGCACCCAAUCAGUUACCUUUAGGAAGUACUUUUACAUUGCCUCCUGGAUCAACAUCCACUCUUCCUCCUCCAACAGCUUUGCCAAAUAUUCCAAACUUGUCAUCGCUUCCACCUCUCACAACACCAAUCUCAAUACCUGGGUUUCCAAGUGUAUCUAUGCCAGCAUUUUCCACAGCUAUGAUAAACCCAGGAGCUGCAGCAUCUAUGGCACCUCUCCAACCAACAAUGAUGCCACCAAUAUCGCUGCCCCCUAACCUGACAACACUGCCCAGUGGACUGGCAGCUGCAUCUCCUGCUGUCCCUAUUAACUUGUCAUCUGGUUUGAGCUUUCCACCCAUCUCACUGCCAGCAGCUGCAACUACCACUGUUCCUUUGAUUCCAGCAUCAGCCACACUUGCACCUUCUGUUCCAGUCCCCAAUGAUGUAACUAGUGCAGCAGCUGCUGCAGCAGCAACGACAACACUCAUUGCAGAACCUGAGCAGACAAGUGAUGCUGCAGUUGUCUCACCUAUGACCUCUACAGCAAACAUUCUUGAGCGGUACCUCACAAAUGGUGUUGGAAUGGGAGGCAACGUCAACUGCUCUUGCAUAUCUAUCUAUCUAUCUAUCUCCCUCCUUUGUGUUGGCUGCCUCAUAUAG